CGGCCUGUCACUUACAGCAGGUGCUUGGUAUGCAACGAUGAUGACAAAACCAUAGAUGGAGGCAAGAGAGCAGUUUGCUCUGUGUGUGUGUGUGUGAGAGAGAGAGGAGUAGAAAAUGUUGUUUUAUGCUGUUGGUGGUGGAGGAGAGACAGAUACAGAGGAGGGGGGUAAACAUGGUGAUGGAGAGUGAGUGAGAGGGAGCGAGAGGGGGGGAGGAGCAGAGAGAUGAUUCCUCUCUAAUCCUCUAGACGCACGCUCGGUCUGGCUGCCUCCUGGCUCAGAGAGGAAGAGGGAGACGGAGGCAGGUGAAGGCGAACGGAGAGAAACCAGGAGGGAAAAAGGGGGAAGGAGGAGAGAGAGAAGAGAAAAAAAACAAGAUGAAGGGAAGAGAAGAAACCAGAACUGCCUCUGUGCGUACAGCACGCUGAGACGGGAGAGGAGAGCCGGAGAAACAUGCAAGUCUCUGAGUGUGAGGAAGGAGCCUGAGGAAGAACACGAUGCUUCGAUCCUGCUGUUCCUGAGCCGAACCGGGAGAGCACGAAGGCGCAACAGGAGGAGGGCGGCCAGCAGAAGAAACCCUUUAAAAAAGAAGAAAAAAAAAGAAAGAGCAGAUCAAGAGAAGCCUGGGGUCCAAAGAGAGAAGCGGCGGGGGGGAAAACAUGGAGGAGAGAAUCAGGAGCAAAGAAGCAGAUCCUUCAAAAGUCUGGCUCACUUACGCACAUGGACCCGAGCCCGACCAAACUUACUACGAGAUGCUGUCAAAGAAAAAAGCGUGACAGGGUGGCGUGUUGGUGAUGGAUGUCCGCCUGCACGGAGCGCUGCUUCUCCAAAGCUCAGCGGGAGUAGAUGAGAGCCGGGUUCUCCUCUAAUCCAGGUGUGUGCGUGAGAACAUAUGGCAAAGCAGAUGUUUGGGAAGUAAACGGAGACCAGGGGUCGCCAGAGGAGAAACGGAGAGGAAAGGGGAAGACACGCUCACGUGUAAGUGAGUUGACAGAGGAUUAGAUAGAUAUCAGGACUGUGUGUGUGUGUGUGUGUGUGUGUGUGUGUGUGUGUGUGUGUGCAGCUCGCACAGUCCGACCAUCCAGGAGCUGUGAGGGCAGUAUGAGAGUGUGAUUGAAGCGAGUCAGAGCACCGUUACACCUGGAGACCCACCUGAAGCCCCUCUCUACCUCAUCUCUGCACAACAAGUGGACUUUGAGCACUUUAUCACCAGCACUGGUUGCAUUCCUGCUGGCUGGGAAGCCCACUGGGGUGUCACUCCUGAUUUCCUUAACCCAGUGGAUGCCCACUAGCUCUCGCCAUGGGAGAAUGGACCAUCCUAGAGCGCCUCCUGGAGGCUGCUGUGCAGCAGCACUCUACUAUGAUUGGAAGGAUAUUGCUGACGGUUGUGGUGAUCUUCCGUAUCCUGAUCGUGGCCAUUGUGGGAGAGACGGUGUACGAAGAUGAACAGACCAUGUUUAUAUGUAACACUCUGCAGCCAGGCUGCAACCAAGCCUGCUAUGACAAAGCCUUCCCAAUCUCCCACAUCCGCUACUGGGUCUUCCAGAUCAUACUGGUAUGCACUCCCAGUCUGUGCUUCAUCACCUACUCCGUCCACCAGUCAGCCAAGCAAAGAGACCGGCGUUACUCUUUCCUCUAUCCCAUAAUGGAGAAGGACUAUGGGGGAAGGGACGGUGCGCGGAAGCUGCGCAACAUAAACGGGAUCCUCGUCCAGCAUGGUGGGGAUGGUGGGGGAGGGAAGGAGGAACCUGACUGCUUGGAGGUGAAGGAGAUCCCUAACGCCCCUCGGGGUCUCACCCAUGGGAAGAGCUCCAAAGUUCGACGACAGGAAGGCAUCUCACGCUUUUACAUUAUUCAAGUGGUGUUCCGAAACGCGCUGGAAAUAGGCUUCCUGGCGGGCCAGUACUUCCUCUACGGCUUCAGCGUGCCCGGGAUUUUCGAGUGCGACCGCUACCCCUGCCUCAAGGAGGUGGAGUGCUACGUGUCCCGGCCCACGGAAAAGACUGUGUUCCUCGUGUUUAUGUUUGCUGUGAGCGGCAUCUGCGUGGUGCUCAAUCUGGCCGAGCUCAAUCACCUGGGCUGGCGCAAGAUCAAGGCCGCCAUCAGGGGAGUCCAGGCCCGCAGGAAGUCUAUCUGCGAGAUCCGGAAGAAGGAUAUGGCGCAUCUGUCCCAGCCACCAAACCUGGGACGUACUCAGUCCAGCGAGUCCGCCUAUGUCUGACAUAAAUAUUGAAACAGGAAGAAAAGGAAGGGGGGGGAGUGGGAUGAAUGUGCUGGGGGGAACAUUAUGGAGGCAUUGGGGGUCAAACAAGACAAUCUUUCUUUUGUGAUGAUAGAAGAAAACAGAAUGUAAAACGACCAACAGUCGGGCUCUGCAAUGAAAGUCUGUAGAAAGAGGCAGAGGAUGGAGAACGUCACAAAGUCUAAAACAGGACUAAAGGUUUUUCUCUGCAGAAUGGACUUAAUUAACUCAGUGGUCUCAUAAGAAGAUCUUCCUGCCAUUUUAUAUUUCUCUUUUAUAACUCAUUACCUGCUAUCCUCUGUAACAGGUAAAAUCAAACCCAGAUGGGGCUAGAGAGGGAAGAAUGAAAAAAA
This is a messenger RNA of Fundulus heteroclitus (mummichog), 2595 nucleotides long. It is a transcript of the gene gjd1b, whose product is annotated as gap junction delta-2 protein. The record is from RefSeq and is a predicted model, not a curated record. Gene Ontology annotation, cellular component: connexin complex. Gene Ontology annotation, biological process: cell communication. Bases 1301 to 2221 code for a protein of 306 amino acids. The transcript has 2 exons. NCBI's taxonomy places the organism in Eukaryota, Metazoa, Chordata, Actinopteri, Cyprinodontiformes, Fundulidae.